CAGACGUCAGCCACGCGAUCCUCACGGUCAACACUUGGACGAAUUAAAUAACUCCAUUCAAUAAUCUGUCCCGCUUUAAUCAAGAGUUGAAGGUUUUAUCUCAAAUCUGGAGUUGAUGAAGUGAAUGAUUGUUGUGGAUACACUCGCAGUCAGAUGAGGAAGAGGAAGAGAAUUAUGGGGAUGCAGUAGUCCUGGGCGCGGGAUUUCACAUCGGUAUUUCAUAAAAUACGUUAAUUUUCUCAUCCUGACUUGGGUGCAACUCCAGGACGUACCCACACGUAUCCUCUGAGAAAUGACAUAAUUGCACCAGUCACGAGGGCUUGCGAAAAAUAAUAACCCCCCGGGGGGGCGGUGAGGGGGAGGGGGUAAAAAAAGCCAGGGAUUCGUAAUUGCUCGUACCUGACGGAGUUGUUUUGUUUUUCAUCGUUUUUUCUUAUUUAAAACUCCUUUGGAUGUAUAAUUUGAGGAGACUUUUGGGUGGUAUUUCAAUCACUUCUUCCUCUCUCUCGUUGGAGUAGAAAAAGGAGACGUUUAGCUGGAUAACCAGACGUACCUUUUUUAUUUUCUUUUUUUUUUUUUUUUCAUCGUGAAAAUGAGGUAACAUUAUGGGCAGUAAACUGCUGGACAUGAAUGUUACGAGUUGAAGAUGGUUGUUUUUUUUUUUUAAAAACGUGGUUCUUCGAGAUUUUAACGGAGCAACUGCUCUCGAGAGCAAUGUGAAUGCUAAAAAUCAGGCUGAAAUGGCUUAUGUACUCUGGCGAGUGUUGACAAAGAAAUAUGCAAAGGUGCGGCUUGGACUGGCAAGUUUACCGGUGAUUCCCGCGGAGCGUCGUGUACCAGGAGAGAAGGAGGAAACGUGGACUCUGGCGUCCGAUGUCCCGUUUUCCGAUGCAGGAAAGUCUGAUGAUAAUCUGGAGUUUAAGAAUUUCGAUGAGACGAGGGAUGACGAGGAAUUCGUUGAUGCUAGUGACCUUUCACGGUGUCAGGAUAAUCGGAAAAGUCGUGCCAAGAAAGUCAAGAGCUAUCUGAAAAAGUGCAAGGGAGCGUUGUCAUCAGCACGUGAGGAUUCAUCAUCACGUGGACAGAGUAGAAAACAAGCGGCUCGCUGUCGUCAGAAGAGGCACUCAACUUCAUCAUCGUGGUACCUCGAUGACUCGACGCCCUUGAGAAUCGAUGGGAAUCAAUCAGAGGUGAUUGUACAGAUUAAAGAGAAUCUACCGACUAGGACAACGUCAUUGACGAGAGAUACCGAGGAGACUGUAACUAGGACAUCACCUAGGAGAUUCGGCUCGGAGAGUUUACUCGAUUCGGAUAGGGUCACUGAUGAGACCAGUGUUGAGGAUGGUGUGUGUCAUCCAGGGGAGAUUGAUGGACAGGACAUCGUCAGGGACAGAGAAUGUCACCAGGGGGAUCCAAAGAAUGAGGAGAACCAGGAGAAUCGAGUAAUCGAGUUUGAUCAGGAGAAUCCAGAGAGAAUCACACCUUUAGCGUGUCGAAUCGUCGGUGGGAAUCGAGGAGAUGUUGCCUCUCUGGUGCGAAACCUCUUGGGUCCGAUCUACGGUGAAAAAGUGCUGGAUCCACUGACGAGACAAGCGAGGGACAUUCUGGUUUGUGCUUAUCACGGCAACCUGGAGAGCUUCGUGGACUCUUAUCUCUCACCUGCCUCCAUUCUCCUGAGCGAAGUAAAAAGCGCCGUCACCGAAAUAGAUGACGAGUCCCUGCCAAAAGGUUGGCCACUGACCCUGUCAGGUAUUGGCCUGAUACUUCAUCUUGGAGAGCUGGAGUCAUCAUCGCUGAGACAUGGAGAGUGUUAUCUCUGCGUGAGAAAUAGUGUCCCGUCAGAUUCCACGAAGUCAGAGUGGAGUAUCACCGAUACAGUCGAGAUUGCUCUCGUGUGGAGAACGUCGAUGCGUACCAGAGGAAUACUCGACUGGGAGAACGAGUUCAUAAACAAGGAGAAGGUUGAUGGUGGAGGUAAAAGGAACGAGGAUACACUGGGUUCGACGCUCGAGCCACCGCAUGUAUUUUCACCCAUCGCAAUUGUCCAAGAGGUAGUAACCGAUGAGGAGUACAAGCUGACUUGUCCCAAGCUACCAACAAUGAGACUUGAGCAGCGACAGACUGGCAGACGCAAGGAGGAGGCCAGAAUGAAGAUCGAGGAUCUCAAGAGGCCAAAUUAUCUCGAGUCUGUUAUCAAUGCCACGAGAUCGUCGGAUUUAACCGAUGAUGACAGCUCAGAUGAGCUUGCCAAUCUCAUUGGCACUCUUCUACUCACUGUUGAACGUAAAAUAGAGCGUGUCAGCAUCGAUGACAUAAUAUUUCCCUGUCCUGCAUGCAGAAACAUUGACACUGACGAUCCAUUACUCGGCUGCAAAUGCAGCGGUCUCGAGGACACAACUGGUCACACCGAUGAUUGCGGCUGCGGUAAUGCCACGGAAAAAUCGAAAACCUUUGAGGUCGCCGGCAUAAAGCACAUUGACAGUGACGACGAGGAAGAGGUCAGAAUGGGCUUCGGGGCAAAGAGACUGGAGGAAGUGCCAUCGCCGAGGUCAAUUCACGAUUUGCCAGAACGUGUUCUCCAUUGCGGCCUGCGACUGCCAGGAUAUGCGGACGACGCGAGUGGCAGACUCGUGCUGGAGUUUGAGAACGAGACAACGGGGAGAGAAAAAAUUUGCCCGAGGGAAAUUGCAUCAUACCUUUUGUACCUCGCGAGACUACACAGUUCUGAUCGUACGAAGAACGGAUGGACACUAGUUAUUCGAGGAGGUAAUGAAGAGGAUCUGGAGACAUUAGACCGAGCACUUGUACUUGUACAGGGUCGUGUGCACGUGCGUCUCGCUCUGUUACUGCGAAAUAAUCAGGACCAAGACCAGUCCGUCGACUCGCAAUUUCCCCGGAGUCACGUCAAGAUAUCGAGCGUCGAUGAUGCCACGAUUAAUCGGCGAUUCCCCCGGAGAAGGGACCAACCAUUUGAUCAGGACCAGUGGAUCGCUUUUUACAAGGAAUAUGACUCUGUGAUGUCAGACUGGCAGGCAUCAGGUCGUCGCCUAGUGCUCGAAAUGUCAGAAUUAAAAGACAGCAGUAAUGUGGGCACCUCCCUGACACCCCUGAGUCGUCUCCUGAGCGAGUCAUCAUCAUUGAGAAGUACCCGAGAGAUGAGUGAGGCACUGUCUCUUCUGGAGGAUCGUGCUGCACCAGUGUCACACCUGGAGUACACAGUGGGUGCAGUGAAACGUGCGAGACGACUAAUGGACGAGGUAUCCAAUGCAGCAACAAGACUCGAGAGUUCAUUCGAGUCGCGUCGGGCUACAAUGAGAAAUUUGGCUGUUCUACGGACGAUUGAGGAGCAGGCGAGAGAGGUACUUUCUUGGCUGUGCAAGAAGGGAGAGGAUGUACUUGCGAAACACGCCAGACACACGGCAACGACCCUCACAGCAGCACGUCUGCACGAGAGGGAUUUUGAGAAAUUCUAUUUUGCAUCUAUGAGACAUCUGGAUAAGGGUAGUGAUCUGGCCGAGGCAGCUGGUACGAGUGGUCUCGAUGAACUAGCGAGAUCGUUGCGGGAACAUCUGAGGGAUUUUGGAUCGCGACUUGAUGAGCGUCGUGAGACUUUGGAGGAUACAUCGCGAUGCUGCCUCCUGCAGGAUCGUGCCCAGGAGUGGGCGCACGAGGCAAGAAAUUCGGUGGAACGUGCCAAUCAGAAGUUCUACGCACAGCCACCAGCACCACUGCCAGCCGAACACUUUGCGGAGAUGGUGAGCCUCGCGGAGAAGCUAGGUAAUGAUACCCUGGUGGAGCAGUGUCGAAAUGUAAUCAGCAAGUGCCAGGAAAUUGGGGAAUUGAUGAGGUUACACUCAACACCAGACAGUCCAAGUGGUCGUAGAAGGUCUUUUGCCACUUCAGAAUCAGCUGCUGAGUCCAACUCGUGGGAUGAUACUGACAGCAAUGCUGGGUCUUGUCCCACUGAGAGUCCUGUCGGUGUCAGUGGUGGUUCUAGACCCACUUUGGACAAUAUCGCUGAGCUUGGCGAGAGUGGGGAUCAGCAACUCCUGGAGACACCACCUCGCAGUCCCCCAAGGAGUCCAGCUGCUAGUAGACGUCUGGGAAAACCCCCGGUGAAUUCACAUCUUCAAAGAUCACCCAGCAUUGCGCCGGCCGGAAUGAAAGCCAAGAAAACUAUUUUACUAAUAAUGAGGGAAAUGAUACAGACUGAGAGAGAUUACGUCAAGUCCCUGGAGUACAUCAUAGAGAACUAUAUUCCAGAACUGGUUAGGGAGGAUAUACCGCAGGCAAUGAGAGGCCAGAGAAAUGUUAUAUUCGGCAAUGUUGAGAAAAUAUAUGAAUUUCACAGUCAGCAUUUUCUCCGAGAGCUCGAGCAGUGUGAGCACAGUCCAAUGAUGGUUGGACAGUGUUUUCUACGGCAUGAGAAUAAAUUUUAUCUCUACGCCCUUUACAAUAAGAAUAAACCAAAUUCCGACUCACUUAUGGCCGAGUACGGGACAAAUUUUUUCAAGGCUAAGCAGCUUGAGCUUGGCGACAAGAUGGAUCUUGCCAGUUAUCUUCUGAAACCUGUGCAGCGGAUGGGAAAAUAUGCCCUGCUUCUUCAGCAAUUAGUCAAAGCAGGCACUGACCUCUCUGAACAAAUGGCAGGCAAGGGUGACAAUGGAUCGGCCGAGGAAAGUAAUGGUGUCAGACCGAUUGUCGAAGGGGAAGCCGAGCUCAGAGCUGCUGAACAGAUGGUGCGCUUUCAACUGAGACAUGGAAAUGAUUUGCUCGCCAUGGACUCACUCCGUGAUUGUGAUGUGAAUGUGAAGGAGCAGGGGCGACUUCUUCGCCAAAACGAGUUCCUGGUAUGGCAGGGGAAAGGUAAAAAAUGCCUGAGGCAAGUGUUCCUCUUUGAAGAUUUGAUACUAUUCAGCAAGGCGCGACGAUUUCCUGACAGGAAGAAUCUCGAUAUUUAUAUCUACAAGCACAGCAUCAAGACCACUGACAUAGGAUUGACAGCUGUUAUGGCAGAUUCACCAACUAAAUUUGAAAUAUGGUUUAGAAAACGAAAACCUGGGGAUACGUACACUCUUCAGUGUGCCAGUGAGGAUAUCAAAAAGGCAUGGACUGAGGAAUUGAGCAAUCUGUUGUGGAAGCAGGCGCUUCGUAACAGAGAAGUGCGCCUUGCCGAGAUGUCGAGCAUGGGAAUUGGGAAUAAACCGUGUCUCGAUAUUAGACCGAGCGCUGACCAAAUCAGCGAUCGCUCCAUUAGUGUUGCACAAUUAUCGAAAACUCCAAGAUUUAGAAACUCAAUAGCAGUGUCGGUAUCAGAGGACUCUGGCCGCUGUAGUAGACGUCCUCAUAGUGUAAUAUCAGUGAGUUCUUCAUCAAGCAGUGGAGGAAGUAGUGCAGGUCCUCCAACAGCUCUGCAUCUAGGUUUGGAUUGCAGCCCAAGGCUUCACCACCGCAGUACCACUUUGAAUAGCCAGUGUAGUGUUGAAAGCGGAAUAAUCGCUGACAUUUCGAUAACAUCGGACGACGGGGUAGACAGUGGUGAUAGAAAUCAUUGGAAAUCGACACUGGAGAGUCCAACAUCUUCCCAUCCACCCACCACCUCAACACCACUACAAUCACCAACGAGUUCUCACGCACCUGUUGUUCCAUCCACCUCAUCUUCCACAGACGUUAAUCUAACUCCUUAUGAUCAGGAAAUGUCCAUAAACUUGUAAACUCAAAUGUACUCAUGAAAAAUCAACGGAAAAAUUGAAAAUAUUUCUGUAAACGUAGGAAAACUCAUUAAGUAGCUCUGACACUGGCCUGUAAGCGCAAAAGCCAAAUACUUCUAUUAUCCGUUUUAUUUUUAUUCGAAGUUUAUAUGAUUUAUCUGUUUUUUAUUACUUUAGGCACUCGUGUCGAUGUUUUGGAGUGGCUUGACAUUUUUUAUUGGAUUAAAAUGAUGUACAAUGAUUAAGCCAAUCCCAAGACAAAAACACAUGAUGACUUACUUGAAUCAUUUAAAUCGGGUAAAUUACUUGAGUUCUAUCAAUUAUCCAAGUGAGUCAGGCAGAGUUGUGGCCUUCAAUUGUCAGGGUCAUCUGCCAGGGUAUUGCCAGUGAUACCUCAUGGACAGUGGCCUGCAGAGUUCAAUUAUUUUGUACAUUUUUGUUUAUACCUUAUGAUUUUUAUUGUUCAUUGCAAAAAAUGCUUCUAGCACUUGUGUUAGAUGAUUCCAUGAUUCUAAUCAAGCACAAUGAAAAAAUUAUCAGGUACAAUCGGCCGUUCUCCCUCGUCCUAAAGCUAUUCAGUUUAUGAAAAUGAAUAGUUAUUUUUCUUGGAAAAAAUCAACCCUUUGUUGAAUUCACUUUUCAAUUCUUCAGAUGAUUUAUAGGAGUUGGGGACUUCUGCCAUAACAAUUGUACCUUUCUUUUUUACAUAUUUGUAAUCACUCAAGUCAUACCCCUUUCCCCAUCCCCUCAAUCUUCAGAUAUUUAUUAAUAUAUAUUUUUUUGUAAGAACUCCGUUAUUAUUAUAUCGAUAAUUGUGCGACGGCAAGUAGAAGAUGACAAGUGCUGAUUGGAGCUGUUUCACUUAUCCAGCACUCGUCGCCUUUUAUUUUUCUAUCAAACGAGAUAAACAAAUGGUACUUAACAAUUUAAUAACAAUCAAUUAAAUCUGUAUAUAUUACAAUUAAAAUGACGAUUUAUUUCAGUAUUGUACUUGCAUCUAACACCGAUGUAUUUUAUUAUAUCAAAUAUACUGUAUUGGGUGCCUUUU
Fopius arisanus is the source of this 6759-nucleotide messenger RNA. RefSeq names its product puratrophin-1. Gene Ontology annotation, molecular function: guanyl-nucleotide exchange factor activity. Lineage: Eukaryota; Metazoa; Arthropoda; Insecta; Hymenoptera; Braconidae. The transcript is spliced from 19 exons. The coding region runs from base 741 to 5714 and encodes 1657 amino acids. The record is from RefSeq and is a predicted model, not a curated record.